This is a messenger RNA of Alosa sapidissima (American shad), 1348 nucleotides long. It is a transcript of the gene hhla2b.2, whose product is annotated as HERV-H LTR-associating 2b, tandem duplicate 2. The transcript has 6 exons. Gene Ontology annotation, biological process: T cell costimulation; positive regulation of T cell proliferation; cellular response to lipopolysaccharide. The record is from RefSeq and is a predicted model, not a curated record. Gene Ontology annotation, cellular component: external side of plasma membrane. NCBI's taxonomy places the organism in Eukaryota, Metazoa, Chordata, Actinopteri, Clupeiformes, Clupeidae. Bases 147 to 1304 code for a protein of 385 amino acids.
AGUGUAGGUGUGCAGGUUGGAAUGUUCAUGGCAUUCAGUCAUGGCAUUGAUUGGCAAUGAUAUGUGGAAUAUUCUUCAUUGAAAAAUGACUAGUAGUGAUUGUUUUUGUUUUAUUCAAGAAACAGUAAAAGAUAAGGGAGGACUAUAUGGCUUGGACAUAUGAAUUGAUCCUGGUUGUACUGCUCUGGAUUCUGAAAAUCACAGAAGGACAAAAUGCUCAAGUCACCUGUGUCAUCUCUAAACGUUGCAUGCUUCCCUGCACCAUUGAACCCCAUGGAGGGGAUGUAGUGAUUCACUGGUACCAAGCUAAAAACAAUGACAAUCCAGUUCAUAGUUAUUAUCUAGGAAAGGACCAACCAUUAUACCAGGACUCAAGGUAUAGAGGAAGGACUUCACUAUUUACAGAUCUGAUAUCUCCUGGAAAUGCAUCACUCUCAUUAACUGACGUCAAGAUAGAAGAUCAGGGCAGGUACAAGUGUUACACCAGCACCACGAAGGGGAAUGACGAGCAAUUUGUGGAUGUGGAAGUGGAAGGUCCAAUCAAGUCAGUGGAUAUAACAGUGGUCAAUGACACACUGACGUGCAGUUCUGAGGGCCUCUACCCGACUCCCACCCUCGACUGGUCUACUGACCCACCCUCACAGAUACAAUCAGAGACAGCAGAGACACAAUCAAACGCCCAGGGCUUGUUCUCAAUAACCAGCAGUGUGAAGAAGACGACGUCCAACAGCACUUACAUCUGCACUGUUACAGUAGGGGAGACCACCCGGACAUCUUCACUAAAACAGCAGAGCCUUAGUGCUAAGGAAGGUGAGGAUUUGAUCAUUCCCUGCAGUGUCCCAGGGGCAAAUGCAAACCUCAAGGACUUCACACUAACCUGGCUUUUCGAUGGGAACGCAAAGGUCCUCACCUUUGACAGUCGCACGUCUCAGAGUGAAGCGUACCGCCCGUGGAAAGGCCAUGUGAAGUAUACAGACAAAGAAACAGCAAUCACACUUCACAACCUGAAUGACAACACUUUGAGUGGGAGAUACAGCUGUGAAGUUGUUACAACCAAGUUCAGACACUUAGAAGAAACAGAAGUCUUUCUGCAGUCUGAAAGAGGCCCUGGAGGUACUCACCCAGCUGCAAUAGCUGUACCUGCUGCUGUGGUAGUAGUAAUAAUUGUUGGCCUUGUAGGCAUAGUUGUCAAAAAGAAAAUAUGUGAUGCUAAGCAGGACAAUACAGAAUGUGAGCUACAGACAGAUAAGCCGUCAUCUGAAACUGGCAAUGCAGAGUCACAAAAACUGACAAAUGGACAAUAAAUCUGAGAAUAACAGGAAAUAGUAAUGUGUUUAAAACCAGAGCA